This is a messenger RNA of Nicrophorus vespilloides, 1650 nucleotides long. Its product is annotated as cytochrome P450 9e2-like. The transcript is spliced from 5 exons. The record is from RefSeq and is a predicted model, not a curated record. Gene Ontology annotation, molecular function: monooxygenase activity; heme binding; oxidoreductase activity, acting on paired donors, with incorporation or reduction of molecular oxygen. Lineage: Eukaryota; Metazoa; Arthropoda; Insecta; Coleoptera; Silphidae. The coding region runs from base 28 to 1602 and encodes 524 amino acids.
AGCCGCUAGUUUAGUCUACUCGCAACGAUGAUUACGAUAGGAUUGUUCAUUGCGGUCUUAUCCGUUCUGAUUUACGUUUAUAUAAUCAAACCUCAUAACUAUUGGAAAAAUAGAGGAGUGAAUCAUAAUAAACCUAUGUUCUUGUUUGGAGACGCCUACAAAAUUACUUUUCUCCAAGAAUGCUUUUCGCUGUUCGUUGAACGAAUCUACAACAGCUUCAAGGAUGCAAGGUAUAUUGGAUGGUAUCAAUUUACUACUCCGAUAUUGAUGAUCAAAGAUUUGGAUUUGAUCAAGAGAAUCGCUAUCAAAGAUUUCGAUCAUUUCCACGAUCAUCCGGGAUUUUCAAAUGAAGAAAUUGAUCCUUUGUGGAGUAAAAAUCUGUUCGCAAGCAAUGGAGAGAAAUGGAGGAAUAUGCGUACCACCUUAAGUCCAUCUUUCACCAGCAGCAAAAUGAAGAUGAUGUUCACUUUGUUGAGUGACUGCGCCGAGCAAUUUGCUGCUUAUCAUAAAGAGCAGAAGGAGGAUGUCAUAACUGUUGAGAUGAAAGACAUCUUUACGCGUUACACCAACGAUGUCAUAGCGACUUCGGCUUUUGGCAUCAAGUGCGAUUCGUUGCGUGACAAGGACAACGAGUUCUACAAAAAAGGUCUGAUCGUUACAGAUUUCAGUGGCUUUUCAGGGCUGAAAUUCUUAAUUUAUCAAGUCAGUCCGAUGCUUGCGAAGCUGCUGAACGUCAAGAUUUUCUCAGACAGAGAGUCUAACUUCUUUGGAAAAGUGAUUAAGGAUUCGAUUAAGAUGCGCGAAGAGCAAGGCAUUGUUAGGCCGGAUAUGAUUCAUUUGCUGAUGGAAGCUAGAAAAGGAAAUAUGCAUGAUGAUAAAGUCGAAGCUCCUGAAGGAUUUGCGGCAACCGAAGAAGUAACUAAAGUUAAUAACAAGCAAAUAAAGAUCACCGAUGAAGACAUUAUCGCUCAAGCUUUGAUAUUUUUCGUGGCCGGAUUUGAUACAGCAUCAACUCUCAUGUGCUACGUAGCUUAUGAGUUAGCUAUAAACCCCGAUAUUCAGGCAAAAUUACGCGAAGACAUUAUGAGCACCGAUGAGAAAUGCAAUGGAAAAGUCACGUACGAAGCUUUGAUGAAGAUGAAGUAUUUGGACAUGGUCAUCUCUGAAACGCUGAGGAAAUGGCCACCAACACCAUCAACUGACAGAAUUUGCGUCAAAGAUUACACCAUUCCUUCUGAGAGACAGGGCGAGAAACCAUUAAUAGUAGAAAAAGGAACCACAAUCUGGUUCCCCAUUUACGCUUUACAAAGGGAUCCCAAUCUUUUCGAGGAUCCAGAACGUUUCGAUCCUGAAAGAUUUAGUGAUGAAAAUAAGGGCAAGAUAGAUCCGACGUCCUUUAUAACCUUUGGAAUCGGCCCAAGAAAUUGCAUCGGAUCCAGGUUCGCUUUGAUGGAAACCAAGAUUUUGAUGUACCAUAUCCUUAAGACUUUUGAAAUCGUACCAGUGCAGAAGUCUGUCAUUCCUGUGGUCCUUAGUAAAAAACAUUUCAAUAUGACCGCGGAAGGUGGAAUGUGGUUGGGACUCAAAAAACUUGAGGCAUAAAUAUUUUUUUAAUUCAAAGUUUAUUAUCUAUAAUUGAAUUGAUUUCUG